AUGGCUGCCCCCUUGACGCGUAUAUCUUGGUCUAUUUUAAAAAGAAAUCAGUUCCAGUAUAAACAAAUCUUAACAGUUUCCGAUGUGAAUCGUUUUACACAAUACAAAUGUUCAUACACUGAAGAACGAAAAUCACGUAUUUCCAAUAAAACAAUUAGAAAUACUUUACUUUACGCCGUCUUUUUCUCCGGUUUUGGUUAUAUUUGGUAUAGGUGGAAGGAUGAUUACCAGCACUGCCUCAACAACUCGACGAAUUCUAUGUUUGCAGUAUAUGCUAAACAAGCUUCUUGGAAUGAUAGUAAUAAUAGAAAUAAAUAUAAUUUUAUAGCAGAUGUAGUAGAGAAAUCAGCUCCCGCAGUAGUAUACAUUGAAAUUAAAAACACCAGGAAGUAUGAUUUUUCUACAGGUAAACCAUUGAACAUCAGCAAUGGAUCUGGUUUUAUAGUUGAAUCAGAUGGUCUUAUAUUGACAAAUGCUCAUGUUGUUAAUGCCAGACCUAAUACUAUUGUUAAGGUACGCCUUUAUGAUGGAACUACUUAUACUGGUGUCGUAGAAGAUAUUGAUAUGCUCAAUGACCUUGCAACUGUGAGAAUUGACAAGAAAAAUUUACCAGUUAUGAAACUUGGUUCUUCUGCAAAUCUUAGGCCAGGAGAAUUUGUAGUUGCUAUUGGAUCUCCAUUAUCUUUAAGUAAUACAAUUACAAGUGGUGUAAUAAGCAGUGUAAACAGACAUAGUCAAGAACUUGGUCUUGAUAAACAGAUGGCUUAUAUCCAAACAGAUGCUGCAAUCACUUUUGGAAAUUCGGGUGGUCCAUUGGUUAAUUUGGAUGCAGAAGCAAUUGGUAUAAAUGCAAUGAAAGUAACAUCUGGUAUUUCUUUUGCAAUACCCAUAGAUUAUGCAAAAGAUUUUUUGAAAAGAGCAGAACUGCGUAGAAAAGGCAAAGGUAUGAAACACAUACCGGAAAAGGUAAAAACUCAGUAUAUUGGAGUUACAAUGCUUACUCUCACAUCCGAUCUCUUUUAUGAAUUGCAAAAGAAAUUGAAAGGAAUUUCACAUAAUGUUACACAUGGUGUUCUGAUUUAUAAAGUAAAUAUAGGAUCGCCAGCCCACAUAGGUGGUUUACGAGCUGGCGAUAUUGUAACGCAUGUUAACGACGAACCAGUGAUAUCCUCAGCUACUAUCUACAAAGCUAUAGAAUCAACCAAAACCUUGAGAUUGGUUGUGAUUAGAGAAAUGCAAGUAUUGCACAUUCGAAUCGAGCCAGAAGAAAUUUAAAUCGCGCAACCAGUAAUACAAUUUACUUCAACAUUGAAAAUGGAACUUAAACAAAUCUCCUACCUCAUUUAAAUAUUUCACUAAUAUGUUAUGUAUCAUUUAUAUUUUGUUUUUAUUUUUUUCAAUUUUGCAAUACAAUGAUUCUAUACUGUGUUAAUACUUCAAAUACCGCUGAAUCGUUCCUACAACAAAAAAUUAACGCUAUCCGGUGAGAUAUGUUCCAAUUAUCCCAAAAUAGAAUUCCUUUGGAUCUUUUUUAUUUCACUUUUUCUGUGGCCGCCACGAAGACUGAUGUUGCGUCGAGGCCCCUGUUACGAUAGGGAACUUUCUUCUGCGUACAUGUAUGUGCGUAUGUACGUCGGGUGUGGUCCAUUGGCAUGACUGCAUUAUGUUUAUGUUGUUUACGACAUAAGGCGACCUCCGCAAAUAUGUGGCCGGAUCUCGGGGAGCGUAGGCGUGGUCCGAGUGGCUUCCAGCAUUUUUUCCGAAAACGCUUUACUGGCCGCGGCAUCUUGUUGGAAUUCUAAGCUAUGUUUGCACUAUCACAAUAAGUUAUAGAAAUAUUACAGCAGUCACAGCAAUUUUUCUCUAUUUUUAAUGGACUGUUUUAAAUAAUUUUCUUUAAACCUAAAAUUUAAACAGAACUGUUUGUUAGUAAUUUUGAAAAUUGACGAGGUCUGCGCCAAUUUAUAGGUAGACAAAGAAAAAAUUAUCCUCAACCCCAUAAUUUUGUAUAUAAACUUAUUACAUUGUAGAAAUGAUAAAUAUAUUUAUAACAACAAUUAU
Eufriesea mexicana is the source of this 2061-nucleotide messenger RNA. It is a transcript of the gene HtrA2, whose product is annotated as HTRA2-related serine protease. The transcript is spliced from 7 exons. NCBI's taxonomy places the organism in Eukaryota, Metazoa, Arthropoda, Insecta, Hymenoptera, Apidae. Gene Ontology annotation, biological process: positive regulation of apoptotic process; proteolysis; programmed cell death. Gene Ontology annotation, molecular function: serine-type endopeptidase activity; protein binding. Bases 1 to 1275 code for a protein of 424 amino acids. The record is from RefSeq and is a predicted model, not a curated record.